Parnassius apollo (apollo) is the source of this 900-nucleotide messenger RNA. Lineage: Eukaryota; Metazoa; Arthropoda; Insecta; Lepidoptera; Papilionidae. The record is from the annotation of a GenBank genome assembly.
AUGAUGACGACUGUCCUCUUCAGGUUUGCAAUAAACAUUGGAUGUGGAAAUGAGGAGUCCAAACGAGCGGACAUCGCGGUGCACUUCAAUGUGCGCUUGCCACAGUGCUAUGUUGUGAGAAACACGCGACUACACGACAAAUGGGGAUCUGAGGAGACUACCGCAUAUAGAUUAUUUCCUUUCAAACUAAAUCGACCGUUUACAGUCGAAGUGUUAGUAGACGAGAAAGAAACACUGUGGGCGGUGGACGGUGAACACUACUGUAGCUACACACACAGGAAUCCUUCCCCGCUUAACGCUACGUGGGUUCAAGUGACCGGUAUUAGAGACGCCGUAUUGAAAAUCCAAAAGACUGACUUAUAUCCUACUACUGGACCGCCAAUUUUUGAAAUACCUCUAAGACCUAGUAUCUCCCAUUCGCGAAAUGAAGACGAACCAAUUUGGCGACCCAACGUCAUUGCUAAGUUGUCAAAUGGGAUAACUGAAGGACAUCAAGUUGUUAUUUAUGGAAGACUGCGGCCGACGCUGCACUCGUUCGCGGUGGACCUGCUGGACGUGGCGCGCGAGUGGCCGCGCCCCAACAUCCUGGCGCACGCGAACUUGCGAGCGAGCGCGGAUGCACAGCUCGGCCGCCAGCUGGUGGUGCUGAACGCAUGCUUGGGUGCCUGGGGACCCGAGCGCCGCCAGCGCACCGCGCGCCUUGUGCCCGCCGCGCACACUACGUUGAGGAUAGUCCGAGGAUCAGGCGAAUGGUUAUUUUACGCCGACGAUGUACUAAUUGGUGAGUUGGAGUUUCGUGCGUCCCCGAACGGAGUAAAAGCACUACGGUUACGUGGCGAUCUAUACCCAGAGGAAAUUUUCUUAUGUCCGUCUAGCACGUCCCCUGUUCAAGAAAAGUAG